Molecule: messenger RNA, 249 nt
Organism: Oppiella nova
Lineage: Eukaryota; Metazoa; Arthropoda; Arachnida; Sarcoptiformes; Oppiidae
Source: the annotation of a GenBank genome assembly
AUGAUCGUUGCAACUCGACUUAGCACUAGGAUUGACAAAUAUUACAUCACAUAUGAGGGAUCACUGACACAGCCGUCGUGUCACGAAACGGUCACUUGGAUUGUACUCAAUAAACCAAUUUAUAUGACUUUCCAUCAGUUUCAUCAGUUGAGGACUACUAUGCAUAGCGAUGGACACGGAGACAACUUCAGACCACUUCAACACAUCAAUCACAGGGCUAUGCGAACCAGCAUUAACUUCCAGGUUUAA